This is a messenger RNA of Endocarpon pusillum Z07020, 1011 nucleotides long. RefSeq lists its product as uncharacterized. The record is from RefSeq and is a predicted model, not a curated record. Gene Ontology annotation, molecular function: methyltransferase activity. The transcript is spliced from 2 exons. NCBI's taxonomy places the organism in Eukaryota, Fungi, Ascomycota, Eurotiomycetes, Verrucariales, Verrucariaceae. The coding region runs from base 1 to 1011 and encodes 336 amino acids.
AUGGCCGGCAGUGGACCCGCGGGCAUCAAUGGGUUGCCCAGGCCCUCGGAGGCAGAGUACGAGGAGAAUGGCAGGCUGUACAGCACUUUUCGUCGUGGCGUUUACCUGCUGCCGUGCGAUGAACUCGAGAAAGAUAGACUUGAUAUCCUUCACCGAGUGUUAGAAGAGGCGCGCCGCGGAAACCUCUUGAAUGCGCCAUUUCAAGAAAGACCUCCUGGCCACAAUGGAUGUCGCGUGCUCGAUUUGGGGUUCGGUACCGGUUUCUGGCUCGUCGACAUGGCGGCAAAAUACCGGAACACCGAGUUUGUGGGAAUUGAUCUUGCAAAUAUGGGCCCCGACAAAAUCCUGGAAAACGUUACUUUGCUCUAUCCUCGCGACUACGAAAGUCCCUGGGCUCUGGGCGAAGAAUCAUGGGACAUAAUCCACAUUCAAAUGGCGUGCGGUAGUGUCUCCAGCUGGCCAAACCUCUACUCAAAAGUCAUGAAGCAUUUACGACCUGGAACGGGUUGGUUUGAGCAGGUCGAGAUAGACCUGAGGCCGCGAUGCGACGAUGGCACCCUGAGUCCGAAUUCACGGUUGGUCGAAUGGUACAAUUAUAUCGCUGAGGCGACCUUUAAUAUCGGACGUCCCAUAGAGUACAAAGGGGAUGGUGAGACACACCGCCUGCUGACCGCAGCUGGCUUCAAAGAUAUCCGGCACGAAGCGAUACGCAUUCCAUUGAAUACUUGGCCAACAGAUCCACAUGAGAAGGAGAUCGGAGCAUGGUACUACUUGUCCAUGAUAGGCGAACUCAAUAAUGAUCGUGGUGGCCAUGGUAUUGAAGCCAUCAGUCUCGCGCCCCUACAUCGGACCUUCAAUUGGCCGGUCGAGCAUGUGUGGAGAUACAUAAAGGAAGUCGAGAGGGACUUCGCCGAGGUCAAAUUUCAUACAUACCACGUUCUUCACAUUUGGUCCGGUCGCGCUCCUGAGGAGCACGAGAAGACUAGAGAUUCGUUGAGGAGUGAGCGAUGA